GAUGCAAGAAGUAUUAUGCUGUUAUGCUUGAUCAUGUUCAAUUCUCAUUAUGGAAAGAAGUGAACCUACAUUUGUUCCAGAGUGGCUGAGAAUUUCUGGAAGUCUCUCUGGGAGUGGGAAUUCAGCUCAACAAUCUGCAUCGUCUAGUUCUAACACCGAUGGUACUUCUCAAUCUCAAUGCUCGAGGAGUAGAACUUCAAAGAGCAUUAGCGAUAUGGAUAAACCACACUUUGAAUUCUUGGAUCGGUCAUCUUCAUCAAGCUCAAGGAGGAGUUCUAGUAAUGGGUCUGGAAAGAAUGCUUACAGUAGUUUUAAUAGGAAUCAUCAUGAUAGUGACCGUGAGAAGGAGAAAGAACC
Molecule: messenger RNA, 357 nt
Organism: Cucurbita pepo subsp. pepo (vegetable marrow)
Lineage: Eukaryota; Viridiplantae; Streptophyta; Magnoliopsida; Cucurbitales; Cucurbitaceae
Source: RefSeq, a predicted model, not a curated record